Archocentrus centrarchus (flier cichlid) is the source of this 5514-nucleotide messenger RNA. It is a transcript of the gene mapk8ip3, whose product is annotated as mitogen-activated protein kinase 8 interacting protein 3. Gene Ontology annotation, cellular component: cytoplasm. Gene Ontology annotation, molecular function: signaling receptor complex adaptor activity; MAP kinase scaffold activity; kinesin binding. Gene Ontology annotation, biological process: vesicle-mediated transport. The record is from RefSeq and is a predicted model, not a curated record. NCBI's taxonomy places the organism in Eukaryota, Metazoa, Chordata, Actinopteri, Cichliformes, Cichlidae. Bases 335 to 4414 code for a protein of 1359 amino acids. The transcript is spliced from 34 exons.
AUAACAGGGCCGGGUCUUGAAGCGAUAGCCUGUAACUGGCUGGAGGAGCAGGAGGAGGAAGAGGAGGAGGAGGAGGGGGGCCUCUUCAUAUCAGUUUAUUAGGACCAAUAUUUUCAGCAGCAGCUCAAGGUUAUGCGCACACAACAGUCUGCCUCCCCUCAAUAAAUCUGCGCCGCUGCAAAAUGGCAUGACUUUUUUUUUUUAUAUGAAGAAAGUCUGUGAUUGAAUGUACCCUUAUCCCCGUGCUGAGCGCAUUCAAACGCGGCGACAGUCUCGCCUUUGAAAGGCCUGAAAAACUGUUGAGCGCAGCUUCAUCUGGAUCACAGCUGCCAAGAUGAUGGAGUUGCAGAUAGACGAGGUAGUCUACCAGGACGACUACGGCUCCGGCUCCGUGAUGUCGGAGCGGGUGUCGGGCCUGGCAAACAGCAUCUACCGGGAGUUCGAGCGGCUGAUACACAGCUACGACGAGGAGGUGGUGAAGGAGCUGAUGCCGCUGGUGGUCAACGUCCUGGAAAACCUGGACGCGGUGCUAACGGAGAACCAGGAGCACGAAGUGGAGCUGGAGCUGCUGAAGGAGGACAACGAACAGCUCAUCACUCAAUAUGAAAGGGAGAAAGCGCUGCGCAAACAGGCGGAGGAGAAAUUCAUUGAAUUUGAGGAUUCACUGGAAGCUGAUAAGAAAGAUUUGCAGAUGCAGGUGGAGUUUUUGGAGCUGCAGGGGAAACAGCUGGAACUCAAGACAAAAAACUAUGCUGACCAGAUCACUCGGCUGGAAGAGCGAGAAUCAGAGAUGAAGAAAGAGUACAACGCUCUGCACCAGCGCCACACUGAGAUGAUUCAGACGUACGUCGAGCACAUAGAGCGGUCCAAAAUGCAGCAAGCGGGGAGUAACAGCCAAUCAGAAGGCACCGGCUGUGGACGAUCUCAACGACACACAUGGAGGAAAAGCAGCAAAGCGGAGCGCCCACCAUCAUUGAGCCUGUACCCUGAUGGCAUGGUACGUGGGGGUCUCGGGGGGGCUAGGAUGAUUCCCGGGAAAGACAUCUGGCAGGUCAGCGAGCUCGGCCAUUCUACCUUCAGCUCCGCCUACCAGGAGGAUGGAUCAGAGUCGGACUCAGUGGCAGCCACACCCAGCAGCACAGGAAGCAAGUCCAACACACCCACCUCCUCUGUCCCAUCUGCCACAGUCACCCCAAUCAACGACGGCUUCCACCCACACGACUUUGACGUCACGCGGCCUGGAAAACACAGGAAAAGCGCCAAGCGCCUCAGUCGGAAUAUGGAGGUGCAGGUCUCCCAGGAAACCAGAAAUGUCAGCAUCGGUAUGGGAAGCAGCGAUGAGUGGUCCGAGUUUCAAGAGCUCAUCGAUUCUACCCCGGAGCUGGACAUGUGUCUUGACCCCCGUGUGUAUGGAGGAGGAAACAGCCCCUCUCAGGGCAUAGUUAACGCUGCCUUUGGCAUCAACACCGACUCUCUCUACCACGAGAUCAAAGAUGCCAAGUCGGACAUCAUUGGGGAUGUGGAUGCAGGUGCCGAGCUUCUAGGCGAGUUCUCAGUCCCUGAUGAUUUCUUAGGGAUGAGCAAGGAGUGGGAAAACAUGCUGGCGGAGAACAAACAGCUCUUACAGACCAAAAAUGCUCUAAAUAUUGUAAAAAAUGACCUUAUUGCCAAAGUGGACGAGCUGUCAGGGGAACGGGAGGCACUGAGGGAGGAGCUGGAGGCUGUGAGACAGUCUAAGAACAAGGUGGAUGGCAGAAUCAAGGAACUUGAAGAAGAAAUCAAGAGGUUACGAGCAGAGGCUCUCGGGGCUUCUCGGGACUCCAAGGAUGAAGUUGGCGAUGAUUUUUCAUCACCGAUGCAAGACGGCGACAUGACAAUGACCCAGCGGCGACGAUUUACUCGGGUGGAGAUGGCCCGUGUGCUGAUGGAGAGAAACCAGUACAAAGAGAGACUGAUGGAGUUGCAGGAGGCCGUGCGGUGGACAGAAAUGAUCAGGGCGUCCCGCGAGAAUCCUCCUAUCCAAGAGAAGAAGAAGUCCACCAUCUGGCAGUUCUUUGCACGUCUCUUCAGCUCAUCGUCCAGCCCUCCGCCCGUCAAGCGACCGUACUGCAGUGUCAACAUCCAUUACAAAUCUCCCUCACCGGCUGGUUUCCCUCAGAGACGCAGCCACACCAUGUGUCAGAUCUCCACCUCCAACCGCACCCUGGAGUUUUUCCCUGAAGAACUGGCAAGUAACGGUGUUGCGUCUCUCCUCAGUGACUCGGCACUGUUGGCCCGCCGAGAGCAGCGGCGUGAACAGUACCGACAGGUUCGCGAGCACAUGCGCCGCGAUGACGGCAUCAUGCAGGCCUGCGGCUGGAGCGUGCCAUCUCGAUUCAAACAGACUGGUGGUCAGACGGACAGCGCUCAGGACAGCCCGCUGAAGAGGCAGCAGACAACCAAUGAGAAAGAGGAUAACCGCAUGAAGAAUGUUCCUGUCCCAGUUUACUGUCGCCCUCUGGUGGAGAAGGAUCCCAACAGGAAGCUGUGGUGUGCAGCAGGAGUGGACCUGACAGGAUGGAGAAUCAGCAGUCAGGACACAGCAAUGGAAAAAGCACCACCAUGCAGCAGCGAUCCUCUGCACGCCGAGGAGGACGGAGCUGAGAAGAAGAAGAACCACACCUCUCCUGAGAAGAGGAAGUCAAAGGAGCUCCAGGAAACCGAUGCAAUGAGCAGUCGAGUGUGGAUCCUCACCAGCACCCACUCUGCCAGCAAGGUGGUCAUCAUCGAUGCCAACCAGCCAGGCUCACUGGUUGACCAGUUCAAUGUCUGCAAUGCUCACGUGCUCUGCAUCUCUAGUGUGCCAGCUGCCAGUGAGACUGACUAUCCAGCCGGAGAGAUUGUGUUGGAUCCAGGUGAUGGUGGAGCAGGGGGAGGAGAGGACACAGGCGGUGUGGAGGGCAUGUUAGCCGGCAUCACUCUUGUUGGCUGUGCCACCAACUGCAGUGUUGCACGCAGCAACUGUUCCUCUCGCACAGAUACGCCCAUCAUGGACAAAGGACAAGCUCCCACUGCUCCACCAAUGAAUGGGAAGAUUCACCCUGCCCAAUCAGCUGAGGAAGCCACAGAGGCCACAGAGGUUCCCGAGUCAACGGCCAACAACACAGAAAUGAGAUCCGGACCUCCAGGACCGUUUACUGAGCACGUCUUCACCGACCCUCAGCCUCGUCCAGCAAACGCCACGGAUAGGAGCUCAGGCCAGUCAAAGGAGGAAACAUCACAUCCUCCAGAGUCAGAGGAUGGAGGUGAUGAGACCAAAAACUACACCAGCGUGGCCCCCACCAUGUGGCUUGGGGCCCAAAAUGGCUGGCUUUAUGUCCAUUCAGCUGUGGGAAACUGGAAGAAGUGUCUUCACUCCAUCAAACUUAAAGACUCAGUGCUCAGUCUGGUGCAUGUGAAAGGUCGCGUGCUGGUUGCCCUCGCUGAUGGGACGCUUGCGAUAUUCCACAGAUCAGAGGAUGGACAGUGGGAUUUGUCCAACUACCAUCUCAUGGACCUCGGCCGACCUCAUCACUCUAUCCGCUGCAUGGCUGUGGUCCACGAUAAAGUGUGGUGCGGCUACAAGAACAAGAUCCAUGUCAUUCAGCCAAAGAGCAUGCAGAUUGAGAAGUCCUUCGAUGCCCACCCUCGCAGGGAGAGUCAGGUACGGCAGCUAGCCUGGAUUGGUGAUGGAGUCUGGGUGUCGAUCCGAUUAGAUUCAACCUUGCGUCUCUACCAUGCGCACACGCACCAGCACCUCCAGGAUGUAGACAUAGAGCCAUACGUCAGCAAGAUGCUGGGUACUGGCAAGCUGGGAUUCUCUUUUGUGCGAAUCACAGCACUCCUGAUUGGUGGAAAUCGUCUUUGGGUCGGGACUGGAAACGGUGUCAUCAUCUCCAUCCCACUGACAGAGACGGUGGUCCUUCACCGGGGACAGCUCCUGGGUUUGAGGGCCAAUAAGGUAUCACCUACAUCCUCUGGCGGGGUGAUCCAUGUGUACGGUGACGAUGGCUCUGAGAAGAGCAGUGGCAGUUUCAUCCCCUACUGCUCAAUGGCACAGGCCCAGCUCUGUUUCCAUGGACACCGUGAUGCUGUCAAGUUCUUCGUCUCUGUACCGGGCAAUGUUCUGGCCACCCUAAACGGCAGUGUGCUGGACAGCCCGUCAGAAGGACAGGGCUCCACUGCACCCACAGAGACUGAGGCACAGAGUAUUCAGAACGUGUUGGUGCUGAGUGGAGGAGAAGGCUACAUCGACUUCCGCAUAGGCGAUGGAGAGGAUGAUGAGACAGAGGAGGGAGAGAACAGUGGUGGUGGAGCUCCACAGAAUAAACCUACUCUGUGCAAAGCUGAACGGAGCCACAUCAUUGUAUGGCAGGUGUCCUAUGUACCUGAGUGACACCUGACAUCUGCUUUAACACCUCACCCAUCCACCCAUUUCCUUAAAGAGAUCUCUUCUCCCGCCCAGAAGCUUUCAGCUACCCAAACCUUGUAAUUUAUCCCCGGGUCAUGUAAAAGUUCCCCCCUUUGGCUCUAAAAUGGCCAUUCAAGCUGUGUAUUGUCCCUUGUAACUAUUAUACCCCCUUCUGCCCCAUCACCUUGUAACUUUAAUGCCUUGUAAGUACCUCCACUGAUCGAGUAACCUGCCUGCCAUCCUGUCUCUGUCCCACCCAGGGCACUGUAACGAUCUUCAUGAGCUUUGUAACCCAGCUUCAUAACUACCUCCCUUCUCUGUACCAACCUUAUAUUCACCCUGUAAGCACACUGUAUCUCCUCCUAUAUUUACCUCAAUUAUCCUGCAUCUGCCCCACUCCUCAACUUGCUCCAUUUUGUCAUCUGUGAAAACUCCACCUCAUUUUAAAGCAAAGCCCAGAGCCCCAACAUGCACAAAAAUAAGGACGAAAACAGCAGCCGGCACAGCAACAGGAAAGAUAACACUGACAUGUAAAAAAAAAAAAAAAUCAAUCGUACCAACAGCCAAUUGGCAGUCUGUUAAACAUUAGGGACUUUGUUUUAUGCAUUUACAUAUUAUUUGACAGUGUGUGAGGAAACAGAAAGCUGAGGUCUUGGUUUAAGGUUGUAGUUCAUGCAAACGUGUGGUGAAAGUUCAGAGUUUAAUUCAGGAUGAGCAGACACGGAACAAAUAGGAAGCCAAAAUUACUUCAUGUCCAACUCACUGCAGAAAUCUGGGUUCACCCAGCUGCUACUUGAAAUACAUUGCAUCUCACAAUGAGUUGCCUCUAUUUGAAGUGUCCUGAUGUGGCUCAAAAGCCAGAUCGCGUCCACAUCCAGUCAUAGGAGUUGAGUUAAAUGUGUCGAGGGUUCGGUCCAGAUCUCAUUUCUCUCAUCUGCCUGGCUGUUGACGGGACGGGUGAGCAGUAGCGUGUUGUCAUUGUAUGUACAGGGAGCUAUGUAAAUCUCCACUGAAGCCCAUCCUCUUUGUUCAGUAUGGAAAUUCUCGCAUUGAUCUCUGUGUGGAUUAAAUAUUAAACAUAUUUG